Molecule: messenger RNA, 912 nt
Organism: Erythranthe guttata (spotted monkey flower)
Lineage: Eukaryota; Viridiplantae; Streptophyta; Magnoliopsida; Lamiales; Phrymaceae
Product: zinc finger A20 and AN1 domain-containing stress-associated protein 5
Biological process (GO): protein ubiquitination
Molecular function (GO): ubiquitin-protein transferase activity; zinc ion binding
Source: RefSeq, a predicted model, not a curated record
GGAGACCUAACCCAUUUAUUUAUGCCCCAAAUCAUAUAUAGAAACUCGCGAGAUUCGUCUUUUCACCGAUUUCCAUUUCCAUAAAGUUUCCUUCUUUCUUUUGCUCUCUGAAAAUUGAACCCUGAAAAUAUGUCACAGAAGAUAGAGAAGGAAGAAACCGAGGUCAAGGUACCGGAAAAUCUCCCCAUAUGCAUCCCCCCGCCGCCGCCGACGACGACGACGGCGAUUCCGGCUGCCAGAUCGACGGAGAGCUCAGAUCUGAAGGUUUCGGAUUCGUGCGACCGUAGAACCAGCUCCGCUAUUUCGCCGGAUCUGGUUUCUCCGGUGGAGAAAAAGCAAGGGGGAUUGAAGAGACCCAGGGAGGUGACCAGGUGCUCCGGAUCGGGUUGCAGAAAGCGAAUCGGGUUGACCGGUUUCCAGUGCAGAUGCGGAGAUACCUUCUGCUCGGAGCACAGAUACUCCGAUCGGCACGAUUGCAGCUACGAUUACAAGGCGGCUGGCCGGGAGGCCAUCGCGAGGGAGAAUCCGGUCGUCAGAGCUGCCAAACUCGUCAAGGUUUGAAGGAAGAAAAACCUUCGCCGGAGGAAAAUCAUAGAUCUGUGGUUUUUUUUUUUUUUUUGGUGGUGUGCGUUUUUCGGUGUUAGCUGAGUCUUGUUUAAUUAAUUAAUUAAUUAAUUAAAUAAUUAAUUACGUAGAAUUCCUCUGUAGUGGUUGGUCGGAAGACGACGACGACGACGAUGGGUUGUGUUGUAAAUUAGAUGAAAAAGUAGGGGCGUGAUUGUCAAUUUAGGUUUCUUCUUCGUCAUAAUUAUAUUAUUAAUAUUAAUUAAAUGGGGAGUGCAAAAUUCUUGCUUUUUAUUCCAUUUAUUGUACUAUUAUAAAUAUAUAAUUAAUUAUAUUUUUUUUUUAUGA